AUGUCGCCUUCUCUCCGGCUGAGCCUGAAGAGAAAGAGUUCAGUGUGUGUCACAGUGUUUGACACAUUUCUGUCUGAUGAAGUUCUCAUCAGACAGGCAGCAGCUCUCCAUGCUUUAAAUCAUCUCAGCAGGGGAGUAAGAAGCGGGGAAUUUAAAAACAACCUCCCACUGACUGCAGCUUGUUUGUUUGCAACAUAAAGCCCCGUAUGUUCUUCUACAACUAUGCGUAAUUUUAAGAUUCCUUAGGAGUUCGUGCCUAAAAGUGCGCACUUCUACGUUGCGCACCUCACGCCUUGCGCUCCCCCUAAUAUCAUCGUCUUCAUCUUCAUCGGAUCUAGAGCAGCAGCAGCAGCAGCAGCAGUUCAGCCGUCGAACCAUCUGAAAAUGGCUGAGCUCCGUCCGGCCCGGUUCCGGAGGAGCUGCAGUCUGACUCUGACCGGGUUCAUGUGCGUUUUGUUGCUGGUUUUGGUCUCGGUCGUCUCCGCUAGUCGUGAAGUUGUGUCGGGAAACAACGAGACGUGGAGAGAUCCAGACAGAGAGACACAAGAGGACCCCCAUCACCAAACUAACUCCACUGCUCACAAAAAGGCUUUCCCCGUCCUCUCCUUCAACUACGACUACGUCAGGAAGCCCUUUGAGAUCUCUCUGUGGAUCCUCCUGGCCCUGCUCAUGAAACUUGGUUUUCAUAUCAUUCCCAAUGUAUCAAACAUCGUCCCAGAGAGCUGUCUGCUGAUCGGCGUUGGUCUGCUGGUGGGCGGCGUCAUCAAAGCCAUCGGGGAGGAAGCCCCCGUCCUCGACACAAAGCUCUUCUUCCUUUACCUGCUGCCUCCCAUCAUCCUCGAUGCUGGCUACUUCCUGCCCAUCCGGGACUUCAUGGAGAACAUGGGCACCAUCCUAGUAUUCGCCGUUGUUGGGACUCUGUGGAACGUCUUCUUCAUCGGCGGGAUGAUCUACGGUGUGUGUCAGAUUGAAGGCGCCGAGCUGGGCAGCGUGGACCUGCUGUCCUGCCUGCUGUUCGGCUCCAUCAUCUCGGCCGUGGACCCUGUGGCCGUCCUGGCCGUGUUCGAGGAGAUCCACAUCAACGAGCUGCUGCACAUCCUUGUGUUCGGAGAGUCGCUGCUCAACGACGCCGUUACUGUGGUUCUGUAUCACCUGUUCGAGGAGUUUUCUCACGCAGGAACUGUGACUGUGGUCGACGCCUUGCUCGGGGUCGUCUGUUUCUUUGUGGUUUCACUGGGAGGCGUCAUGGUGGGAGUCAUCUACGGCAUCCUGGGUGCCUUUACCUCCCGCUUCACCUCGCACACCCGAGUCAUCGAGCCCCUGUUUGUUUUCCUCUACAGCUACAUGGCUUACCUCUCUGCCGAGGUCUUCCACCUGUCGGGCAUCAUGUCGUUGAUCGCAUGUGGCGUGAUGAUGCGGCCGUACGUGGAGGCCAACAUCUCCCAUAAGUCAUACACCACCAUCAAAUAUUUCCUGAAGAUGUGGAGCAGUGUGAGCGAGACGCUCAUCUUCAUUUUCCUCGGUGUUUCCACGGUGGCCGGUCCUCACGCCUGGAACUGGACCUUCGUCAUUUUCACUGUCGUCCUCUGUUUGGUGUCGAGAGUGCUGGGAGUCAUUGGCCUCACGUACAUCAUCAAUAAAUUCCGUAUUGUGAAGUUGACCAAAAAGGAUCAGUUCAUCGUGGCCUACGGUGGCCUGCGAGGUGCCAUCGCCUUCUCACUGGGGUUCCUGCUGACCAACAGCGAGAUGAAGAACAUGUUCCUCACCGCCAUCAUCACAGUCAUCUUCUUCACUGUCUUUGUGCAAGGAAUGACAAUCAGGCCUCUGGUGGAGCUUCUGGCUGUGAAGAAGAAGAAGGAGAGCAAGAGAUCCAUUAAUGAAGAGAUUCACACACAGUUUCUAGAUCAUCUCCUCACAGGAAUUGAAGACAUCUGUGGUCAUUAUGGACAUUAUCACUGGAAAGACAAGCUGAACCGCUUCAAUAAGACCUACGUGAAGAGGUGGCUGAUCGCAGGCGAACGCUCCACCGAGCCUCAGCUCAUCUCCUUCUACAACAAGAUGGAGAUGAAACAGGCCAUGAUGCUGGUGGAGAGCGGGAACACCGGCAAGCUGCCCGCCAUUAUGUCGUCCGUCUCCAUGCAAAACAUUCAGCCGUCGGCCAAACGACGGGCAAUACCGAGCAUCUCCAAAAGUCGGGAGCAAGAGAUCAGAAAGAUUCUGCGAGGCAACCUGCAGCAGACCAGACAGAGGCUUCGUUCCUACAGCAGACAUGACCUGAUGAUCGACCCGUUUGAGGACAACGUGAGUGAAAUUCGCCUCAGGAAGCAGCGGGUGGAGAUGGAGAGGAGGAUGAGUCACUACCUCACAGUUCCUGCAAACCGCCAGGAAACGCCGCCAGUGAGAAAAGUCUGCUUUGAACCAGAACACCAGGUUUACACUUAUGAUGACAGCGAGAGCCCCCGGGGCCAGAGGGCUCUGCCAGAUCCCAGCCCUCCUGAUGCCCUCAGCCUGCUGAAUGAACCCUCCCAAAGGCCCAAUCAGAGCAGAGAGCGGAGAGCCAAAGUGCCUGAGGAAGAACAAGACCAACUGAUACUAUCACGCUGCUUUAGUGACCCCGGGCCAAACAAGGAAGAGGAUCUCUCAUGAUGAAGCACAUAUUUACAGUUCUCUUCAUGAUCUCCUCACCUCAUCAUUCCUUCACAUCACCUGAAUGAAUGGGCUAAGCUUUACAUUUAUGAAGUAUUAUUCUUUUCCAUGUUCUGUUUUUGCGAUAUGAGCUUUUUAUCAUAUAAAAUAAUGCCAAGGCAUGCACCACUGAAUAUUUGCUAUUGCAGGAUUAAUUACAGCCUGAAAGGAGCAAAGUUUUGGCAUUUUGUGUCUUAACAAUCAGACUUGCAUCAAAUAGUAAAAAACAAAAAAAAAGACAGAGCACUUGUUUUAACAAGCUUGAAGCACCAGAUGGGUGGAGUUUACCCCCUCAAAGCACAGUAUAAAGAAUCUAUAAAGCCGAGCUCAAGCGAUAAAGCGUCUCGGCUGAUGUUAUAGAUUUUAUUACUAUUGCAGAUAUAUCAGUGUUGGCAUAUGUAUCGACCAAUGAGUAGCAAGAAAUUGCUGCACAUAAAAUACCAAAUAAAUGUUUGAGGUUU
This is a messenger RNA of Cottoperca gobio, 3146 nucleotides long. RefSeq names its product solute carrier family 9 member A1b (gene slc9a1b). The transcript is spliced from 12 exons. The coding region runs from base 385 to 2646 and encodes 753 amino acids. Gene Ontology annotation, biological process: potassium ion transmembrane transport; proton transmembrane transport; sodium ion import across plasma membrane. Lineage: Eukaryota; Metazoa; Chordata; Actinopteri; Perciformes; Bovichtidae. Gene Ontology annotation, cellular component: plasma membrane. The record is from RefSeq and is a predicted model, not a curated record. Gene Ontology annotation, molecular function: sodium:proton antiporter activity; potassium:proton antiporter activity.